Molecule: messenger RNA, 1476 nt
Organism: Diospyros lotus (date-plum)
Lineage: Eukaryota; Viridiplantae; Streptophyta; Magnoliopsida; Ericales; Ebenaceae
Product: WAT1-related protein At1g70260
Exons: 7
Coding region: 178-1326 (382 amino acids)
Cellular component (GO): plasma membrane
Molecular function (GO): transmembrane transporter activity
Source: RefSeq, a predicted model, not a curated record
UUCACCCUUCCCUGAAAGGCUACUUCUUUCUCUCUCUCAAAAAAAAAAAUGUUCAGCCACACCAUAAAUAAGAGAGAUGGAAAGGAGAAAGGGUGCCAUAGAAGAGGGAGAAUCCGGCGUGGUAAGCAGGAAGGUCUUGUAUGCUUUUGAGCCAGGUAAAUAUACUGAAAGAGAGAGAUGAUGGUGGUGACAAGAGAAGUGAUGGAGGGGGAAGUAAUUCCAUGGAUGAUGAUGGGAGCAAUGGAGGCUUGUACCAUAGUAUUGACAAUCACGGCAACCACGGCCAUAGCUGGAGGGAUGAGCCCCUUUGUUUUUGUUGUCUAUACCAAUGCUCUUUCUUCCAUCUUUCUUCUCCCCUAUUCCUUGGCUUCUUACAAACACAGCAGGAUAGAACAGCCAUUCAUCACCUUCCCUCUUCUCAUUAGAUGCUUCGUCCUGGGUCUCGUAGGGAUAACUAUUGCUCAAAACCUGGCAUUUGUUGGGCUAAGCUAUAGCUCCCCAAUUGUGGCAUGCGGAAUGGGCAACUUGAUCCCCUCUCUUUCCUUCUUGCUUGGUCUUAUUGUCAGGAGCGUGGCGUUUGAUUGGAGAGGGUCGAGCAGCCGGGCGAGAGUAAUCGGCACUUUGAUAUCAAUAGCCGGAGCAAUCUCACUCACUCUCUAUAAGGGGCCAGUAAUUAGGCAGCAGCCAUAUUCAUUAUCAUCAUCAUCAUCUUCUUCUUCUUCUUCUUCUCUUCAUCUUCUGCUUCGUCUGGUGCCCCGAAUCUUCGUCUUCUCCUCGAGGCAUGAAAACUGGGUUCUGGGCUGCAUUUCCUUGGCAGCUGCCUCUUUAGCCCUCUCACUUUGGAACAUAAUUCAGGUUGGGACUGUGAAACUAUGCCCAGAAGUGAUGAAAAUAGCAUCGGUUUACACCUUAAUUGGGACGAUCCAAACUGCAAUAUUUGCAAUGUUCAUGGAGAGAGAUCCAACUGCAUGGAGAGUGAAAUUUGACAUGCAACUCCUAAUCAUUGUUCUAACGGCUAUUUUUGGCAGUGUGAUUCGCAGCCGGGUGCAGCUAUGGUGCAUGAAGUUGAAAGGCCCCUUUUAUGUGCCACUCUUCAAGCCGCUGGGCAUUCCCAUUGCAACCUUCUGUGGCUGUGUCUUCUUUGCCGACACUUUCCAUUAUGGAAGCAUGAUGGGAGCAGCCAUAGUUGGGAUAGGAUAUUACGCAGUGAUGUGGGGACAAAUGACAGAACAUGAAAGCCACCAUGUUCAUCAUCAAGCUACUGAUCAGAGCUUACCAGCUGAUGCCAAGCGUCCUCUUCUGCAGGAACCAGACUCUCAAGUUUAAUUAAUUUAUUAUUAGGGCUUGUAUCUAUAUAUAUGUAUAUAUAUAUCUAUAUCUAUAUCUAGCUGAAAAGCUUUGGAAGCAACUGAUAGAAGAAUACACAAGUAUUCUGAUAUCUCAUGUGUUAAUGAAAUGGAUGUGAAUAAGUCAAUA